AUGGCCAAACUUUUACUUCCUCUUUUGAUUGUUGUUUUAUUGUGUGUGACAUGUCUGGGAGCUGAUCAGAUUGUUGUUGCGGCCUUUCAGAAGAUUUUCAAAUAUGCGGCUGCUGCUAAAGUUAAAACGGUGAGUUAAUUAGAGACGGAAUUGAGAAAAUUUCGUAAUAUUUCGUUGUUGAUAACUUUAAAAUGAAAAAUCGUAAAAUCACGAGUUUUGUAUACAAUUUUAUAUUAUUUUUAUUCUUUAGGCUCACAUGAUAUUCAAGGGAGAACAAAAAUGUGAUUUGAAACUAUAAUUUUGGGAAUUCCUUUUUAGAAUUUCAACCAUUUUUGAACUGUCUGUAACUCUUUUAUUUUUGGAUCAGAAAAUUUUCGGUUUUUUUUUCUAAAAAAAAUAGUGAACACUUUUGGAACCGGAAUUUGGGACCAGAAUUUGAAAAUGCCACUUUGGGAAUAUCAAAAAAUUAUAGAUCAAAUUGAAAAAAUGUUAUAAUGGCUGUAUAGAUUCACAAAAAUCAUAUAUAUUUCAGCUAACCACAAAUUGCAACAAAGCAGCCACAAAUGCCAAGGCAAAAACUGCUGUCAAAAACUGGGUUCCAAAAAAUUGGAAAGCGGCUACGGCAACUCUCGUCGCUUCAGAUCCAUAUUCAAAACAAGCCUAUGCACAAACCAAAGCUUUGGCUUUCAUCGAUUAUCGAUGGGCUCUUAAAACUUACAUCAAUUAUAUGAAAAAUCAAGCUGUUAACUCAAAAUAUUUGACAGCUGCUGAAGGAACAAAGGUAAGUGGAAAAAGGUUAGCUAUAACGUGGCAUUCUGAAUUUUUCAGAUGACCUCCUUGUUCUGGGCUGCUGAUACUGCAACCGAAAACAACUACACUUUGACCUGCCAAAAAUUCGCAGUUGAAGCAUCGAGCGCGGUAAGUUUUUGACCUUAAGUUUUUUAAACUUGAGUUAAGCUCUUAUUUACCUUACCUUAUUAUAUUUUGAAUUUUAAGUUCUAUUUUUAGCCUAACCAAAAUUUUCAGUUAUCCGGACAUACACCAUCAGUUAUCGAACAAAUUCAAAGCUAUACUGCGAAGUUCGCAGCGGCAAAACCUGCGGUUUAUGCGAAACUUGGAUUUUCGUUGUAAUAAAAACAUUUAAUUUGAUUUCGUUAAAAUUUUAAUUUUGAAUAAAUUGUAACUUUUUCGUUUAAUCAUUUUUUUCUAAAUUUUAUUUUGAAUAACUAUUAUUUUGAUGUUUUUUAUUUGAAGUUUUUUUUGUAACUUUUAAAUUUUCAUUUCAAAAUACUUACUCCAAUUGUAGACCCUAACAAUUGCAGAUCACCAAAACUCCACCAAUUCUCACAAUGUUCCAAAAUCUGAGUGCCGAGUUCGCCAAAGCUCAGCCAACAGUUUACGCCAGCUUACACUUCACUUUAUAAUAGAUAAAAAUUCGUUUUUUGGGUUGGGUUAAAAUUUAUAUAAAACUUUUCAUCAUUCAAUAAUUUGCUUUACUUUUUUCUAAAUCUGAACUUUUAUGUUUUAUUUUAAAAGACCCGGAAAUAGAUACAAACGCAACUUUCAGAAAAUAUUUUCCGCAUAUUUUUAUUUUUCUGAAACUUCCGUUUAGUUUCAAUUUUUGCAAAUUACUCAUAAUCUCUAUUUCCGGGCCAUUUAUAAUAAAACACUCCAAAUGUAGAUCCUAACAAUUCCAGAUAACCAAAACUCCACCAGUUGUCAGUGUGAUUCAAAAUUUAACCAUCGAGUUUGCCACAGCUCAACCAACAGUUUACGCCAGCUUACACUUCACUUUAUAAUAGACCAAAAUUCGUUAUGCAAUAAUUUUGGGUUGGGUUCAAAUUUGAAUAAAAUCAUUAACUUCAAUAGUUGAACUUCUUUGUUUUCUAAUAGUAAACAGUAUAUUUUUUAAUACUACCAAACUGUGUGUGAAAAAAUAUCACUUGGGGAAAGUGCAACCCUGGCACAUAUUUUUCACUAGAAGAAGUAGUAUGUAACUCUCGCAUUUUUCAACUACUGUAGAAAAUUCUUUGAAUUUCUCACCUUAAAUUUCAUAAUAUUUGUUUUAGAUCACCAAAACUCCACCAGUUGUCAGUAUGAUCACAAAUUUGACAACUGAAUUUGCCAAAUCUCAGCCAAAAGUUUACGCCAGUUUGAAAUUCACCUUAUAG
Caenorhabditis angaria is the source of this 2171-nucleotide messenger RNA. The record is from the annotation of a GenBank genome assembly. NCBI's taxonomy places the organism in Eukaryota, Metazoa, Nematoda, Chromadorea, Rhabditida, Rhabditidae.